GCAAGCCACAGCCACAAUUGUCUCCAGGUGGAAAACCGAUUUCUCGGCGAGAAAAGGUAUUUCAUCUCGUCACCUGUGAACGCAAUGACCGGGCAAUUAGCGUCCGAUCACUAUAUAUGACCCGGGGAAGCCCUGAAACAGGGAGGGGCAUUGCGGGGGAGAGACAUACUCGCAUAACGCGAGUUGAGGGGGGUCUGAUAGACAUCAUUGUUUGCCGACAUCCUGCCAGAGAGCAAUUGAGCAGAUUCCACACGAGAAUGAGGGAUACAGAGCGAGAGAGAAGGAGAAGAGGGCGCUGGCUGUGUGCGUUCCUCCGGGAAAUUUUGCGUUUGCGUUUGCGGCGGGCCAGAACUUUAGCGGGGUCUCCGCUUAUCAGUCACGUUAUCUGGAGGGGCUCAUCGUGAUUGCAUCACAUGAUCCCGGUUUGGCCCAUUUGCGGCCAACUGGAAACUGGAAACGGACAUUACUAUAUUAUC
Aspergillus steynii IBT 23096 is the source of this 476-nucleotide messenger RNA. RefSeq lists its product as uncharacterized. The record is from RefSeq and is a predicted model, not a curated record. Lineage: Eukaryota; Fungi; Ascomycota; Eurotiomycetes; Eurotiales; Aspergillaceae. Bases 117 to 404 code for a protein of 95 amino acids. The transcript has a single exon.